UGCAGUUUGUUAUGUCUAGGCGAUCACAAACGACGGGGGAAUCUCAGCUGCGUUCGAAAAAGUUGCGCGGUUGCGUGUGCGUUUGGCAGGAAACUCCCCCACCCCUGCGCGUCCGGCUACUUGUUUAGACAGUGGCAACCGUGCGAUUGGUUAACUGUUGAACCUGAGAGCACUUCUCCUUUUUUAAACCCCCCUCUCGGGUCUCACUUCCCUUCUGUUUGUUUUAUGCACGUACCAGCGUGUGCAGGGUUUUUUUUUCUCUCUCUCUCUUUUUUUUCCUCUUACGACAGAGCCGCGAUCUCCACUCCCCCCACAUGUAAAUUACGUGUGACAUGUUUAACUGCUGUUUCCUAAUAUGGCUCGUGCUAGAUUUCAGAGCAGUAGGACCCAGUCAGGCACCAUGGGACUGCACAGGGGCGUGUGUUCGAGAGCGUAACUGUCUGCGAGAGGGAAAAGAGAGGGGAGAGAGAUAUUGACGCAGGUUUUCACUUCUGUCUGAGUGCGUCACUCUUCCAUGCAGUCAUGUGGGUACUGAGUAUCGUGCCCUCUCUUGCGUCUGCCGCUGCUUGGACUUGCUUAUAGUACCAGCCUCAGCUUUCCUGCCUGCUUGCUGCCCACAUCAGUGAAAGAACUGCCCGUACAACCCCACAAUCUCUGUGACCCCGAACGACCCCUAUACAAACAGACAAAGCUGAAGUGGGCACUAUCGAAUCAGCCAAUCAGAUUCAAGGAUUUUUUUGCUUUGGGAUCCAUUACUGCAGUUCUUUUUCCUAGCAGCAACAUUUUUUGUCCAUUUUGCUUUGGCCUGGUGUGCAUCCACAAGGAAAGAGAAGCUUAAUGAUCUAAGAAGGAGAGGAACAUUCUUAAAAGGACAAACACAAGCACACCCAAAGCACUUUGGGAUUUUAAGGAAUUGAAGUUUGCUUGCCGCUAAAGCGUGUUGAGAUGGCGAUGAAUAUGGCUCACAUGCGGGACACGAAAUGGCUGACACUGGAGGUGUGUCGAGAGUUCCAGCGGGGAACGUGCGCUCGCUCCGAUGCUGAGUGCAAGUUCGCGCAUCCUGCCAAGAGCUGCCAGGUGGAGAACGGGAGAGUCAUCGCGUGCUUUGACUCACUGAAGGGUCGUUGUUCCAGAGAGAACUGCAAGUACCUGCACCCUCCUCCUCACCUGAAGACGCAGCUGGAGAUUAAUGGCCGUAACAAUCUGAUCCAGCAGAAGAACAUGGCAAUGCUCGCCCAGCAGAUGCAGCUAGCCAAUGCCAUCAUGCCUGGAAGUCAGCUUCAGCCAAUGUGCCUUUCCCAAGCUCAAGGACGCUUCAUAAUGACACCUAUGUUUUCGGUCACGCCAAGCCUUGCAACCAACGCCAAUGCAGCUGCUGCAGCAGCCGCCGCGGCUGCGUUUAAUCCGUACCUGGGCCCAGUGUCACCUGGGCUGAUGCCCGCAGAGAUCCUGCCCAGCGCACCUGUGCUGAUGGCGGGCAGCCCUGCGAUGGCAUCCAUGCCGUCCGCUGCCAACGCCGCAGCUGCUGCUGCUUCAGCAGCGGCCGCCCAGAAACUCCUCAGAACAGACCGACUGGAGGUGUGUCGUGAAUACCAGCGUGGCAACUGCUCUCGUGGAGAGACGGACUGCAGGUUUGCCCACCCUGCCGACAGCACAAUGAUCGACCCCAGUGAUAACACCGUGACGGUGUGUAUGGAUUUCAUAAAGGGCCGCUGCUCCAGAGACAAGUGCAAAUACUUCCACCCUCCUGCACACCUGCAGGCCAAGAUCAAAGCGGCCCAGCACCAGGUCAAUCAGGCCACGGCCGCCGCUACCAUGACUCAGUCGGCUGUCAAAUCACUGAAGCGACCCCUCGAAGCCACCUUUGACCUGGGAAUUCCUCACAGUGUCAUGCCACCUUUACCAAAGCGACCUGCUCUUGAGAAAGCCAACGGUGCCACGAACAUGUUCAGUACUGGCAUGCUCCAGUACCAGCAGGCUCUGGCCAACAUGCAUUUUCAGCAGCAAGCUGCCUUUAUUCCGUCAGGCUCAAUAUUGUGCAUGACCCCUGCAGCGAGCAUGGUUCCCAUGAUGCACGGCGCUUCCCCAGCCGCAGCAACCACAGCUGCCUCAAGUGUUCCCUUCGCAUCUGCAUCAGCCAAUCAGGACUCUUCUCUAUCAAAGCUGACUACCAACGAAUACAUGCAAUUGAUUCCAAUAAUAUCUGCAGAGCAUCUGACUAGUCACAAGUACUUGACGCAGAUGUAGUUCCAGUCCACAACAAUCACAGGAAUGCGCUGUUGCCCCGGACAAAAGGCAAACAAACAAAUUUCAAAAUUUUAACGUCAAGAUCACCUCCGGAUAGAAUAUAUGAUAAAGAUUAGAAUUUGGUCAUCCAUGAUGGUAGGGUUUUACUGGGGUGAAACUGAAUGUCCUUCCACAUGAUGUGUAGAAUUUGAGUGAACUACAUCAUUAUGUCAGACAGGAUGGCAUUUUUACUCUCAAGCUGGAUUAGUAGAAAAAUUAAUUUUCAUGUCUGACUUAACACCGUUUUGGCAUGUUAGUAGACCAAGAGAUAUUUUUUUGUGAUUCACACCUUGAUUUUCGUUCCUCGAAAUUUUUCUGAAGGUUUACAAAAGUUACAAAAGGUGCACCUUGAAUUGAAAAGCGAACCGAAAGCCGAUACGGCACAAAACAUCCAGCAAAAUAAUUCAAUGUAUGUAGUUUUCUCUAUCUUUAGUUCUGGCUUCUAGUCAAACUAGAUUGUAAGCGCAGAGUCGAGAUUGACCGAUGAAUGUUUUGGGUAGAAACUGAUCACCUGAGACCUUUCAGAAGCACAUUCUUGCAAGCUUUAUGUACCAUAACCACCGGCUGAAUACCAGACACCGAUCUAGAGUGUUAUAUCAACAGUGUUAUUACGUUUACCAGAGAUUAAUGUUUUUUACAGCGCUUGUUUUUAUACAUAAUUUCACAAGUGUGUGGCUUUUUUAUGAAACGUGCCAUUUUUAUUUGUCGAUCAUCCCAUUAGGCCUUGUAGAACUAUGAAGCCUUUUUGACUCCUAUGAGAACAGGGUUGCCUUGUUCCUAAUGCCCUGUUUCUUUAUUGCCUUGAUCGAGAGAAUGUUGCGUUAGAGCGGAGAGGGUAAUCGAGAGUCACGUGUGUCGUUAGGAGAACGUCAUGGUAGCGUCGAUUCAGCAGUCGCGCGCGGAAACGAGCGAUUGCGUUCCAGUCUUCACCGUAACGGUGUGAGGACUCUAAAAUUAUGCUGGAAAAGCACUGCUUGAAUAUUUCGUGACAGAUUGUGAGUUCGAGACUCGGUACACAGAAAGAUGAGGUUAGUGUUGGGUCAGGGGUUGUCUUCAGUUCUCAUCUGUGUUGAUUUUGAGUUGUUUUCGAAUAUUUCAUGACCCGCUGGAUGAUGUAAAAGAGGAACGGAGAAUAUAAUGAGACGUUUUUAACAUUAAGUUGUGCCAAAGUCUUUUUAUUAUUAUUUUUAUUAUUUAAAUGUGUUUUGACUGGGUAUACUGAUCACGGAAGGUGAAUAAUUUGUACAAGGCUGCUUGUAAAUCAGGAAACAGACGCAAGGGUUUUAGUGUCACACAACCAGACUUGAGAUGAAACGAAUGAAUCCGAGUUUCUCGGCUCAAGUUCACUUGAGUCUGGAUUUCAGCCUGGUUUAGGUGCACAGACUUGAAAGGAUGCACGCCAUUGCCGUUUCCUCACUAAAGCCUUAUAUAUCAGUGUUUGAACCCACACAAACAUUCUUUCAAUCACAAAUGGUAAAUUACAGCGGAUGAGAUUUUAUUCUUUACACUUAUUUUAUGUGUAUUUUAAUCAUGUUUCUCUUAACGUUCACUCUGUUUCAAAGCCUUUGUUAGAAAUAUGUGUUGUUUGCAUAUAAAGAUUUUUUUUUUUUUGUAUUUGACUAUAUUGUCAUAGAACUGUUUUAGAAUGUAGGAAAUGAAUUAUUGUUUUUCUUACUGUCACUUUCUUUUACAUCAUGUUAAGUUCAUAAUGUUUAUCUAGUAGUGUUGUAUUCUUAAUUCUUCAUGUUAGUUUUCAUGAUAGAAUGUUUGAAUUUCAAGGAUUUUGGUUUUGAAUUUGUUGAACAAAAUGUUUUAUCUUGUCUUAAAAAAAGAGUGGAAACGACAGAAAGAGAGUUUAUUUGUAGCUAUGGUAAGGUUGAUAUUUUAACCCUUUAUUUUGUGUCGAAUCAAGACCACAUCUACAAUUAGCUGGUUAAAGUAUCAAUUGUACAUGCUAGAGAAAAAGAAGUUAUUUUCUACUGUAUGCAUUUCAGAAUUGAAAAUAGUCUUGUAAUAUUUCAACAACAACAAAAAAAUCCCUCAAUGUCAGGCCAAAAUGAGCAGCAACUUGUCUCCCGAGAUUUCUGAAUAUUUAAAGAUGUAAAACAAAGGAGGGAGGUCACAGGGUCGGGCCUCGAGCUGCGAACGAGAGAGAGCCAUAACUUAAGGGACGAAGGUUGACUUUUUGCACUUCUGUACAUAGUCAAUAUAAAGAAAAGAAAAGGAACAUGUAUAAUAUUGAGAUCUUAUUUUGAAUAAUAAAAGAUUCUAUAACUAUGAGAAAUUUUCUUAGGAUAAUUUAACAAUUAGAGUAAUAGUCCAGCUAACAAAUGAUGCUUGCAGAAAUAUGGCACAGCUCUUUUAUUAUCAUUUCCGGCCAUCACGUAAAAAAAAAAAAAACAACAACAUAAAGCUCCGCAUUGCCUGCAUACAGUACCGACACAUACCGAGAGUCUCAAAAAUUGGCAGUACACUCCGCCUCGUCAUAAUUUCCACUGUGGGGAAUUCAGUUUUGUUUACAAAUAGAUACUACACCUUCAAAAACACAGUAUUUGUCAUAUGAUGGACAUAAAUAACUGCAUGAAGAAUAAAAAUUAACAGAGUCAAAUUCUCAUAAUAGAUAAGUACGUAGAUAAGUUCAUUUCUCACAGUACCGUAACUAUCAUUGUUACAGCAUAGUGUAAAUCAAGUAUCUCGAUCGAUAUCUGAGCCUGAAUUGAGGCACAUUCAUCGAUAAUCCAUCUGAGUAUAACCUUAAGAACAGUACAAUUAUUAAAAAGGCCUUCAAACCGACUCUAGAUGCUAGCAAAAGAUGUCCACUUAACACACGACAACAGAAGAGUUGCUUUGUUGCUUGGUAAUGUGCCUUCAGCAGGGAAAGGACACCAACCACACACACACAACAAAAAAAACAAAAACAGAAUGAAUGUAACUGUCAAAUCCUCCGCUGAGGUCAGCGUUUUACUCAUUUGAGAUUGCUGCACAAGAGCUAUUAAACCAAAGCGUCACUUUCUUUCACUAAACGCAAUGCCUAAAAGCUGGUCGGCCGUUGCAGACGGCGAAACCACAGGUGGUCCUGCCUGCUGAAAGCACUUGCUUGGAUGCUUAACGCCCUCCAUGGAAUCUUACACCUGCCCUAUGCUUAUAGUUGCUGUAAGAUAUUGUGCUGCAUUCUAAAAGACUUGUUUUAUGCACAUUUAUUAUUGUUAGAAUUGACUCUUACUGUUAUGAGUAAAAAAAACUUAAUAAAACAAAAUGGAUUUGCUCAAAA
Molecule: messenger RNA, 5557 nt
Organism: Sinocyclocheilus rhinocerous
Lineage: Eukaryota; Metazoa; Chordata; Actinopteri; Cypriniformes; Cyprinidae
Gene: mbnl1
Product: muscleblind-like splicing regulator 1
Exons: 13
Coding region: 946-2247 (433 amino acids)
Biological process (GO): regulation of RNA splicing
Cellular component (GO): nucleoplasm; cytoplasm
Molecular function (GO): RNA binding; metal ion binding
Source: RefSeq, a predicted model, not a curated record